AUGAUCACUUUAAAUGAAACCGAUUCUGAGAAUGUGUUUCUCUGCUAUCCACUCCUUCCAGACUCAUGUCCUAAAGUGCAACACCUUGCUGUAGUUAAAGUAGCAAUGUAUGCUUUAAUAGUGCUGAUGAUCCUCACAACAGUUUUUGGGAACCUGCUGAUCAUCAUCUCCAUUUCUCACUUCAGACAGCUUCAGUCUCCAACUCAUCUGAUUGUUCGCUCUCUGGCUACUAGUGACUGUCUGCUGGGCUCUUUGGUCAUGCCGUACAGCAUGGUGCGAUCUGUUGAAGGCUGCUGGUAUCUGGGAGAUUUUGUGUGUAAAGUUCAUUCUAGUUUAGACAUGACUUUUUGUAUCUCAUCAGUUUUGCAUCUUGGUGUAAUUGCUAUUGAUAGGUACAUGGCUAUUUGUGACCCUCUGAGAUACAGACUGAGGGUCACAAACAACACUGUGACUGUUUUUACAACCUUCACGUGGAUAUUUGCAUUUGUGUAUAGUUUUUCUGUUGUGUUUUCAGGGAUAAAUGCAGUUGGACUUGAGAUGCUUAUAUUGCAGACUUACUGUGUGGGAAAUUGUGUUUUGUUUUUUAACCAAGAGUGGAGUAUUAUAUGUCCAAUUCUCACAUUUUUUCUUCCUGGGACGAUCAUGAGCUCUCUCUACAUAAAAAUCUUCCAUGUUGCACGAAAACAUGCAAAGGUUAUGUCAGAAAGAGUGACUGGAGGGAUGAAGAGUCAAAGCUCUGCUCACAGAGAGAGAAAAGCAGCUAAAACUCUGGCUCUUGUCAUGGGUGUUUUCUUGUUCUGCUGGCUGCCUUUUUUUACUAUUAAUGCUCUUGACCCUUUUUACAAUUUUUGGACACCAGCUGUUGUUUUUGAUGCUGUAAUUUGGUUUGCAUAUUUGAACUCCACUUGCAACCCCUUGAUCUAUGGGUUUUUUUACCCUUGUUUUCAGAGUGCAUUUAAGAUUCUCAUUUCCACUUAUAUCUGUGGCACAAAAGAUUGUAACAAUUUGGUAUUUGAAUGA
Puntigrus tetrazona (Sumatra barb) is the source of this 1020-nucleotide messenger RNA. RefSeq names its product trace amine-associated receptor 4-like. Gene Ontology annotation, cellular component: membrane. NCBI's taxonomy places the organism in Eukaryota, Metazoa, Chordata, Actinopteri, Cypriniformes, Cyprinidae. Gene Ontology annotation, molecular function: trace-amine receptor activity. Bases 1 to 1020 code for a protein of 339 amino acids. Gene Ontology annotation, biological process: G protein-coupled receptor signaling pathway. The transcript has a single exon. The record is from RefSeq and is a predicted model, not a curated record.